Anopheles moucheti is the source of this 4453-nucleotide messenger RNA. RefSeq lists its product as uncharacterized. NCBI's taxonomy places the organism in Eukaryota, Metazoa, Arthropoda, Insecta, Diptera, Culicidae. The transcript is spliced from 6 exons. The coding region runs from base 456 to 3650 and encodes 1064 amino acids. The record is from RefSeq and is a predicted model, not a curated record. Gene Ontology annotation, molecular function: polyamine oxidase activity.
CGCACUAGAUUGAUCCGUGCCACUCUCUAUUGUGUUGUUACUGCUUUCCCUAUUUUUGCAUUGUCCCCAUCUGGUCGUCAUUGUCACCGACAUAUGUGCAUGCCGUAAUUAUGAUUGCCAUUCCGUGGGUGGAAGGGUUCUGAAAGUGGCGUACAACAAUAGGACGGUUCACCAAUACCCUCGUCCACACAAACCCCGCAAAGGUCACCCGUCCGUACCGAAAAACGGAAAGAAAGCAGAAGGCAAAUAAUCAUCUUCAGCGCGUAUCGAUUUAUGACGAUGAAGUAGACGGUGGGCGGCACGCGGGUUGAAAGCCCACUUCGAGAGCAGUCCAUGUGAUACGGUGCUACGGAGAAGAGCAGCGAAACGGUGCACCUUGAAGACAAAACACUUCACUCGGGCGUAGCUCCGUGAUAUUUCGUCGUGCGGCAGGCUGGGUUUCCGGUGGCUAGGUCAUGAAUCCGAGAAUCGUCAUCAUCGGUGCCGGAGCGGCCGGAGUGGCCGCUGCGACACGCCUCAUCGAACGGGGCUACAAGAACGUGAAGAUACUCGAGGCAGAAAAUCGCAUCGGUGGCCGUAUCCAUAGCGUACCGUUCGGGGCAAACGUUGUUGACCUGGGCGCACAAUGGUGCCACGGAGAGAAAGGCAACGUAUGCUACGAGCUCGGUUCCAAGUACAACGUGUUCGACUCGAACAGUGCCCGGUACGAACGGUUCGUGCUGACCCGCUCGAACGGUGAACAGAUACCGAAGGAGCGAAGCGAAAAGUUGCUCGGCCUUAUCUGGUCGAUCCUGGAAACGCACAAGCACGAACUGACCGGAUACCGGGGUUCGCUCGGGUCGUUCAUUAUGGGGAAAUUUCGGGCCUUGCUGGAAACCGCCGAAUAUGCGGACGUUAACAAUGAUACGGCGUACCAGGUGUUGGAGUUUUUCCACAAGUUUGAAAACUCCAUCGAAGCUUCCGACAGCUGGUUCGAUACGUCCGGGCCGGGCUAUCUGCACUACUGGGAGUGUGACGGGGAUUUGUUGCUAAACUGGCGCGAUAAAGGCUAUCGGACGGUGUUGGAAAUAUUGAUGAAACGACAUCCACUACCUACGGCAACGGAUGCAAUCAACCUGGAGGAUUAUACGCACUUCAACAAAACGGUCGCCAACAUCAAUUGGACCGCCGGACCGGAUAGUCUCGUAUCGAUCCGCUGCACCGAUAACAGUGUGUACGAUGCAGACCACGUCAUAUGUACGAUUUCGCUUGGCGUACUGAAGGAACGCUAUCAAACGCUGUUCACGCCCGAUCUUCCGCCGAUCAAGCGUAACGCGAUCCAGGGGCUGACGAUCGGUACGGUUAACAAGCUGUUUCUCGAGUUCGACAAACCAUUCUGGGCGAAGGGUUGGCAGGGUUUGAGCUUGAUCUGGAACCAGGCCGACCUGGACGAGGUGCGCAAAAUGCCGGACAGCUGGAUGGAGGAUGUGUUCGGCUUCUACAUCGUGGACUAUCAACCGAACGUGCUGUGUGGUUGGAUUUCGGGCAAAAAUGCGCGCCGCAUGGAACGGGCAAGCGACGAGGAUGUGCGCCGUGCGUGCAUGUUUUUGCUGCGCAAGUUUAUGAAAGGUUGCACCAUCCCGGAACCGGUACGGUUUCAGCGCACCAGCUGGUAUUCGAAUCCAAACUUCCGCGGUUCGUACACGUUCCGAUCGAUGACGACCGAUCUGCUGAAUACGUCCGCGUCCCAUCUAGCAAUUCCGCUGACAAAUACGUGCGGAAUGCCGGUCGUACAGUUUGCCGGUGAGGCUACGCACGAUCAUUACUACUCGACCGUGCACGGUGCGGUCGAGACGGGAUGGCGCGAAGCGAACCGGUUGAUCGAUCUAUACGACAGAUUGAUACCACCGUUCAAUCAUGGCCCGAAAGCGUACGUUGAUGUGCUGAUCCUUGGUGCUGGUAUAGCCGGACUUGGAGCCGCCAAGCAGCUGCGUAAUUCGGGCAAAAGCUUCGCCAUUCUCGAAGCACAAUCGUCCCCCGGGGGACGCAUCAGUACGAAAGCACUGAAAAAGCAUCACGUCGGUGGGAAAGGUUGUCAGUUGGUUGAAGCCGGUGCCCAGUGGUUACACGGACGACAAAAUGAGCUGCACGAAAUAGCCAAACGCAAUGGGUUACUGCGCGAGGAAACGUCCGAGGAAGGUUUGGGCGAGUUUUUGCGUGACGAUGGAUUUCGGAUAGACGACCAUCUGGUGAAGCGCGUCGACUUCAUCGUUGGUCAGAUUUUGGAACAGUGCGAAGAGUUUGCCGCCCGUACAUCCGGUGGCGAUCGUGACGCAUCCUAUCCGGUAUCGCUGGAGGCAUAUCUACGUGAGCAGUUCCGAAAGCGUACGGAGAAAGAUUUUACCGCCGAACAGAAGGUGUUGGCACAGCAACUGCUCGAUUGGCACUGUCGGUUUCAGAUUAUUGACAAUUCCUGCCUGCACGUGUCAGACAUUUCGGCAAAACUGUGGGGCAGCUAUUCGUUUAACGGAGAAAGCUGUCAGGCACACAUCAAUAUGCGGUACGGCUUUCAGGCACUCGUGAGCUGUCUGAUCGAAGAGAUCGGCAUGGAGAAGAUCGUGUAUAAUAAGGCGAUCUGCGAGAUCCGCUGGUUGGAUGGCCGUAGCAAGGUGAUUGUGAAGUGUACCGAUGGAACGAUUUACUGCUGUCAGCAUCUGAUCGUAACGUUCUCGCUGGGCGUACUGAAGGAUACGAUGGAUCAACUGUUUCAACCGAAUCUACCGGCAAGCUACAGUCGCUCGAUUCGCAGUAUCGGGUACGGGACGAUUGAUAAAAUCUUUCUACAGUUUGAGGAUGCCUGGUGGGGCAAAGCGGAAGGCAUACAGCUGGUGUGGCGCGAUGAGUUACGGAAGGAUUCGCACUGGACACGAUUUAUCUCGGGAUUCGAUGUGCUUAGUCCGGGCCCACCAAAUACACUGCUCGGUUGGAUCGGUAGCUAUGGGGCGCUCGAGAUGGAGGCGCUUAACGAUGAACAGAUCGUGAGCGACUGUGUGUUCAUUUUGGAAAAGUUUACCAAGAAGAAAGUACCUAAGCCUGUCAAUUAUUACUGUACAAGAUGGAACUCCAAUCGUUAUAUUCGUGGUUCGUACAGUUACACCUCGGUAAACUGUGAUCACGAGCAGAACUUCAUGUCCAACCUAACGGAAACGCUCAUAUGCAAUCAGUACGACAAAUCGGGUGAAGAAUCGCGCAAAAAGGAAUCUUUGCCGGCAGUGACACAAUCGACUACAAUGGGUGCCGCCAGUAUGCGAACGGGGACGUCCACGAGCAAUACGAGCGGUCACAGUACGAGCAGCAGUAAUAGCAGCAAUACACUAACUUGCGUCCCGAUAGCAGCAACCUCUAGCACUCACACCACUCCAAACAAAGUCGUCCAAAAAACAUCUGAAUCUUUAGCCAAUGCUCCGUGCAAUUCGAGUACCGUCUCCACUACUACCACACCCGGUACGAAAGGGACGAGCAAUAGUAACGUUAACAGUAGCACCAAAACCAGUGCCACAAUCCAUUUUGCCGGUGAAGCAUGCCACGAACGGUACUUCUCGACCGUACACGGUGCGUACCUGUCCGGGAUGGAACAGGCGAAGAAGAUUAUGAUGCUCAAUCAACAAUAACUUCUACCAAUUACUUCCUGGCUGUAAAGCUACCAAACCUAACAAACGCAACACUACAAUCGUAACGAAAUCAAAAAACCAACCGUCAAAUUUAACAAAAAGCAGACCAAAAUAGAAACAGAUAUAGAAACACAACAGAUAAAUUACAAACAAAGAAGAAAAAUCGAUAACUAUAAAAUGUGAAAGAUCGUAUAAGCUAGAAAGAAGCUGAUAAUUAGUCAGUAAGACUGUAGUAAAGCAAUCCCAACAAACAAAAUCCCGAACGUAACCGGGAACAAAACUUGGGGAGUAGUACACAACAUUUACAUAGCGUAAUAAGAAGAAAGUGCCCAAUGCGUGCGGUCAUCUAUUUACCUUUAGCGCUCAUUGCAAAUGAGAAGAUUAUUACGUUAAGAUCAGCUAGGAAUGGUAGAAACUAGUAUACGUAGGCUCAAUACAUUUAAUGUAGCUCAUCAUCUUCCAUAGCGCUAAGGCAAACUCCGUUCUAUUUUCCAAAACAGAAUUUACGUUCUUCCAUUUACUAUCCUAAAUGACUGCCUGAGUAAAUGUUAAAAACGUUUUGAUGCAUUUGUUAUCUUCGGUGCAGAAUUUGGUCUGUGUUGCAUGCCAACAGUUGAUAGUUUUUUAAUUCAUGAAAAGGUUCGAUAUUCCGUUCCUGCUUGAUGGGGAUUCUAUUUGUUAGCUAAAUGGCGAAAGAAGGCGUAGGCGUGCAGUUAGACUGCAAAGAUGCAAACAUGAAACCGUAGAGCUUUCCGCCGUUUCCAUUUUAUAGAACAAUCUAGAGAAGAAUAAAUAAUUCAAAA